This is a messenger RNA of Acyrthosiphon pisum (pea aphid), 1488 nucleotides long. Its product is annotated as trypsin-1. NCBI's taxonomy places the organism in Eukaryota, Metazoa, Arthropoda, Insecta, Hemiptera, Aphididae. The record is from RefSeq and is a predicted model, not a curated record. Gene Ontology annotation, biological process: proteolysis. The coding region runs from base 790 to 1416 and encodes 208 amino acids. Gene Ontology annotation, molecular function: serine-type endopeptidase activity. The transcript is spliced from 8 exons.
CAUUGCAACCUAUCUACGUAGUUUGACCUUCGGUCGAUAAAGUGAUCGCAUAUACCUGGUAAGUGGUAGGAGGUAUAUAAUACCAAACUGACUACAUACGAUAUACCAGCGUCAUAGGUAUAGUAGCUUAGAUUUUUAGAAGACCCGAUAUUAUGAGUCUAGAACUCUACUGUAAUAAAGUUGUAUUGGAAUUAUCGUCUCUAACGUCUCUUACAUAGUGUUAUCUUAAGGCGUUUAAAACUAACAAAUCCACAACAGAUAUAAUCGUCAGUGUUCAAUACAGGCAUUACACAUUAUUAUACUCAUAAUUGACAAUGAAGGUGACGUAUACGUGGUUAAUAUAUUCAUGUUUAUUUUUUGGAAUUGGCGUUUUGUGUGAAAAAAAGUGUCCGUCUCUAGUUUCGGAUAGUUUGGAUAUUAAAUGUACUCAUAAUGGUAAUUAUGUUAAUUGUUCAAACCUAUCGAUGCCCGGUACUAUAGCAAUACCAUCGUGUAAGCCCACACAUACUGUUCCAAAUGGACAAGAUGAGAAUCCGCUUGAAUUACUUUGUCACGAAAAUGGAAUGUGGAAUAAUCAGCUAUAUAGAUGCAUUCCAUAUUGUGGUAGAGUAAAUAUAAAGAACCCAAAUAAUAAAAGGUAAAAAUAAGGCAGUGGUUGGAACAGCACCUUGGAAUGUUGGAAUAUAUCGGUUAAAUAAAAUAGAUUCAAGUUAUGACUUGAUAUGUGGAGGAUCAUUAAUUGCUCCAAAUUUAGUCGUAUCAGUGGCUCACUGUUUUUGGAAAAAAGGUAUGUUAUCUAAUAGUAUAUCAAUAAACAAUGGUCUAUAUAAAAUAGCUGUUGGAAAAUAUGAUAGAAAUUUUACAAUUAUUGACAAUGAAUUUACUCAAAUAAUGAAUGUAGAACAUAUUCACCUAAAUGAUAAUUUUUUUGGACCUUCUGUGUUUUUUGCUCAAGAUAUAGCUAUUAUUGUGUUAGAAAAGAGAGUUUCUAUUAGUAAUGAUGUUGCACCUGUGUGUAUCGAUUGGAAUGGUAAAUACAAUGUAGUAAAUGGAGAUCAAGGAAAGAUCGUUAGUUGGGGACAGACGGAAACAGGCUAUUCAAGUCCUGUUUUAUUAGAAGCAUCUUUACCGUACAUCGACCAUAGUUCUUGUCGGAAUAUGUAUACUAACGGAUUUGAACUAUUUGUGACUGAUGAUAAGUUUUGUGCUGGUUCUUUAAUGGUUUCAGGACAAGGAAUGGGUAAGGGAGAUAGUGGCGCAGGCUUAUGCUUUUUUCAUUCAGGAUCUUAUUAUUUAACCGGAUUAGCGAGUACGAAGGAUCCAAACACAAAUAAUUCAGUUGCAGUUUUUACAGAAGUUAAACACCAUAUUCAAUGGAUUCGUGGAAUGUAUAACAAACAUAAUUAUUACAUGUAAUAAUAUUAUGGUAGUGAUAUUAAAAUUAUCACGCGCAUGUUAAUUUUAUAAACCAAAAAUAAAUGUAGACCG